UUCAUUCGUUCAUUCAUUCAUUCAUCCGUUCAUAUUAAUUAAUUCAUUCAUUCAUUCAUUCAUUCAUUCAUUCAUAUUCAUUAAUUGUUUUACUUUUCAGGCAUGUGUGCAGUUAUUCCCUCGUGGAUUUACACCGUCAAAGUAAAGCCGGAAUUUGCCGAAGAUAAAUUUGAUUCGUUUUCGGACGGAAUUCACCGAGUCAGCACGAACACUGUCGUCAGAUUCAGAACUGGACAUUUUGAUACAGACGCCGCCAGGUGGAGUCGAGGAUUUACUUCCGGGAAACAUGUCUUUGAAAUCGUCUACCCCAAUAACCAGCGCGGGACGGAGGCGCCGGUUGGGGUCGGGCUAGAAAGCGCCCCUCUCUGGGUCAAAGGUCGAUCGUGUCUGAUCGGAAGCACGGCAGACUCGUGGGGAAUUUGUCUGCGUUCGAAGCGAGCUUUCCACUGCGGCAAAGUUCAAAAGAAAUACCCCCUCCACCAGCGACCCCUGCCGGACACAUUCUACAUGUACCUGGACGCGGACUCGGGAAACGUCAUGUUUGGAAGCAAUGUUGAGUUCUACGGAAGCGCGAUCGCCAAUAUAUCUGCGCGCCCUCUGUAUCCAAUGAUAGGAAGUUGUAUGCAAGGCAGUACCAUGACUAUGAUUUACAGGGGCGAAGGUGACAUAAAUGCCAUUCCACCGGAACAACCAGUCUACGGGCAGCACUUACCAGCUGUUCCGGCGGCCGUUUAUCAAGUGCAACAAGUGACAGAAGUGUAUUAAACUGUCUCCACACUUACACAAGUUAAACUGGUGUAACUGUACUGGUUUAGCUAAAACUCGUUUGGUUAGAAAUGACGACCGUUCACACAGAACAGAACUUUAUUCGCUCAGGAAACCAUCAGUGUUACAUUUGAGGUAUUUACAAAACAUUCCGGUAUUAAGGAUACUGAUUAAAAGUUAAAAGUAUAACACAAUCAAACAUUCAAAUAACUAAAUUUAUCAUCCAUUAAAGGCUUUUUUUUUAAGGAGAUAUCGCUGGCACUAUAAUUUGCGAUAUCUCCUGCGAUAUUCUCCUAGGAGAUAUCGUUUCUUUUGUUACGUCACUGUAUGUUUCAGCGCUAAACCUAUCAUUAGUGACGUCAUGCCACUGUCGUUCUACUAGUUAACGAAUCUACUACCGCUGCCAAAUACUUUAAACCCACAUUACUGACAUUGUUUACAACUGUCGCACAUGAAAACAAUUAUAAUAGAUGAUAAAAAGAAUACCCUCCCCUCGUGUCUUGUGAUAUCAUAAUUUAUCAGCACUCGUUGAUAAAAGUGUAAAAAUCGUUUUCUGUUACUAAGGUUAUAAUAAGCAAUUGUCGAAAAUAUUUAACAUGUACCUCGGUUAAUACACCGGGUCAGUACCUUUAGCUCCCGGUGUGUGCUAGAAUGUCAUUAUCUUAAAAGAAACAAAUAUAAUAAUAACCUUAAUAACUAAAAUACAAUCUACAAAAUAAUCGAAAAUCAUUGUUUUAAAUUAUUCACUUUUAAGUUACAGAUGCCAGGAAAACGCGUUUUAGAGUUUCAGAGAUUUCAAAUUUCCCGAAGUAAGAUAGCCCUGGAUCCCCAUACAAAGUUCGGGUGCUUCGCGCCCUCAAGUAACUUCAUAUCCAAAAGUUCCCGACAAAUACAUAGUCGAAGCCUCCCACUCGAAACGCUAGCUACGGGCCUGGACUAGGGAGUCUGUUAGGCCGUUGCUAACGCACUUACUGCUUAUUUAGUUUAACUAAAAGUUUGCUUUUACACUUACAUUUAAUCUGUUUUUGUUAUACUGGUUUAAGUAAACAACAUAUCGAAGUGCUUUAGCUAUACCGGUUUAAUGAAAAGAUCUCCUUCUCACUUACAUUUUAACAUAAGCGUAUGUGUGUGGGGGGGGGGGGGGGGGGGGGGGGGGGGAGCAACUGCCCCGAUAGCGCUGGAGUAAAAACCCAAAUUCGGUCGGAAAUUUUAGAGACAUUCUGGCAAAAUGUGCUAACUGAGAUCUUUUUACUAUGUAUUUCCAUCAUUCUACCCUCAAAAUUAGUUGCAAUCCAUGUAAAAAUGCGUAGUGAUUCGUUUGCAACUCUAUAUAGCUGUAAUGCUA
Messenger RNA from Gigantopelta aegis, 2110 nucleotides. Its product is annotated as SPRY domain-containing SOCS box protein 1-like. The record is from RefSeq and is a predicted model, not a curated record. The transcript is spliced from 3 exons. Gene Ontology annotation, molecular function: protein binding. Gene Ontology annotation, biological process: proteasome-mediated ubiquitin-dependent protein catabolic process. Bases 103 to 765 code for a protein of 220 amino acids. Lineage: Eukaryota; Metazoa; Mollusca; Gastropoda; Neomphalida; Peltospiridae. Gene Ontology annotation, cellular component: SCF ubiquitin ligase complex.